Molecule: messenger RNA, 2071 nt
Organism: Xiphophorus maculatus (southern platyfish)
Lineage: Eukaryota; Metazoa; Chordata; Actinopteri; Cyprinodontiformes; Poeciliidae
Gene: drap1
Product: DR1 associated protein 1
Exons: 7
Coding region: 275-973 (232 amino acids)
Biological process (GO): negative regulation of transcription by RNA polymerase II; positive regulation of transcription by RNA polymerase II; transcription by RNA polymerase II
Cellular component (GO): negative cofactor 2 complex; nucleus
Molecular function (GO): RNA polymerase II general transcription initiation factor activity; transcription corepressor activity; core promoter sequence-specific DNA binding
Source: RefSeq, a predicted model, not a curated record
AAACAAACUGUAUAACGCCUUCACUAUAUUUCUAUGAUUUAUAGCUACCAUAUCGUAAUGUAGAAUGCGAUUUUUUUUUUCAGAGAAAAAUGAGGAACAGACUCUGUUUGUUUGAGACUGACGGCGCUGAGACCCUGCGGAACCAAACUGACACGACUGACGACAACGUGCUAACAAGUUAGCCGGGACUGGAGGAGGAUUGUAUAUGGUGUAGGCUUAUAAUUCCGAGCGUUUUUGUAUUUUAUUUUACUUUAGCUACAAAGUUUAUUUAAUUAUGCCCAGCAAAAAGAAGAAAUACAACGCCAGAUUCCCUCCGGCGAGGAUUAAGAAGAUCAUGCAGACAGAUGAAGAAAUAGGCAAGGUGGCUGCAGCAGUUCCCGUUAUAAUCUCGAGAGCUCUGGAGCUUUUCCUGGAGUCGCUGCUGACGAAGGCCUGCCAGGUCACCCAGUCGAGGAACGCCAAAACCAUGACGACGUCUCACCUGAAGCAGUGCAUCGAGCUGGAGCAGCAGUUUGACUUCCUCAAAGACCUGGUGGCGACGGUGCCGGACAUGCAGGGCGAGGGCGAGGAGAACCACACCGAGGCCGGAGGAGAAAAAGUACCUCGCAGGGGACGAAAGCCAGGAUCUGGUCGCAAGAACGGGGGAGCCGGCUCCAAAAGCAAAGACAAGAAGCUUUCUGGAACAGAGUCGGAGCAAGAGGAAGAUUCCGAAGACAGCGAGACGUACGGAGACGAGGACGACGGCUCCCAGUCGAGCACAAACCAGCAGGCUGCGUCCAUGUUCCACAGCUCAAACCCCCACUCCCAGUUCGGGAACACGGGCAACAUGGCGACAGCGGCCAAUCCGGCUCCGGCCCAGGGCACCAUGGCGUUCGCCCCUCAUCCCUCCAUGGUGAGCGUCGCUCUGCCCCCCCCAGCGCCCGCGCCGCACAAAAACGAGGAGGAGGACGACGAUGAAGACUAUGACUCUUAGCUACCUCCCUCCCCUCCCCACCAACAUCCUCUCUUUAUCUCUCACACACACACACACACACACACACACACAAACCCAGCAUUAUUUCCAGAUGAAGUUGGCCCCCUGGUGGCUGCUGCGGCAGUGAAGAAGAGGACUCUUCAUCUUCAUCGCAGCCUGCUGACAGAAGAAAGCUGUAAGAGACAAAACCUUGUUGUACAUUAGGUGUUUUAAUUUUUUUUUAAAAAAGCUUUUAUUUUAAUGUAGAGAUGGGGGGGGGGGUUGUUUUUUAAGCUAGGUCUUUGCUGUUUAGUUUUUUUUUUGUUUUUUUUUUUUGGUCUUGACUAGUAUAAUACGGUGAGCCUCAGCAGACAGGAUAGGUGUGGUUUAUUUCACCUCACAGCUUUUUGUUUCUUUUUGCGCUUUUUUUUUCUUUCUUUUUUUUCUUCAAAAAUUUCUCAGCAUAAUAAAAACAAACGCAGUUCCUCCGACCCAAAGAAAAAUCACCUUUUUAAAGCUCGGGCUGAUGGCCAGCCCAGCUGAGUUCUGAAGCGUGUAUUUGGUGUCGUCUUUCAGCCGAUUGUUGAGACGCCAGUUGCGUCGUUUCAGUCGCGCCUGAUCUCAAGACGACAGAAAAGCAGGUGAAUUUUUUUAUUUAUUUUUUUUCCCUACGGUUUGUUUGCACCCCGCGGUUUGCUUUCGUUUCAAAUUUAGUCUCUACUUUAAACUCAAAAUUGAUUUCAACCACAUCAGCAGGGUGUAAAGAUUUUGAUCUGAGUGUGUUUUUAUUAUUUCACUUUACCAUACAUUUAUUUGCCUGUAAAAUACACAAUGAACAUUGGACCAGAUGUUUUGUUUGUUUUUUGUUUUUUUUUCUUUUAAAGUUUUUUUUUUUUUUUCUGGCCACACCCUUCAACGUUCGCUCCUCUGUCUUUAACAUUCGUUUUUCCUUCUUUUAGAUUCUUUAUUUUAAACGAACGCAGAGGCGGAACUCCCAUUUCCUCGCCGAGAUUGUUGUAAAAUGGUUGCGAGACAGUUUACUCUGUAUUGUAAACUUUUAAUGUUCUUUUUAUUUUGUAUGGGUGAAAUAAAGUUCACAUUUCAAUUUAAAAAGAAAAA